Messenger RNA from Peromyscus eremicus (cactus mouse), 5264 nucleotides. It is a transcript of the gene Phka1, whose product is annotated as phosphorylase kinase regulatory subunit alpha 1. The record is from RefSeq and is a predicted model, not a curated record. Gene Ontology annotation, molecular function: calmodulin binding. Gene Ontology annotation, biological process: glycogen metabolic process. NCBI's taxonomy places the organism in Eukaryota, Metazoa, Chordata, Mammalia, Rodentia, Cricetidae. Gene Ontology annotation, cellular component: phosphorylase kinase complex. The coding region runs from base 301 to 4023 and encodes 1240 amino acids. The transcript has 33 exons.
GCUGACCCGCCGCACUUGCCAGCCUGGAGUCUCCGGGCCGCUGCGGUCCCUUUCAGUGGAACGGAGGAUGCCGCUUUGGCACCUGGAGGUCACGGGAGACUGAGGGGAGACCGGGGCGUUGUGGGCCGAAGCCUAGAGCAGCGGAAGCUGAGCCGUCGCCUGAGCGGACUCCGAGGCCGCUGGAGCAGGGCGCCGCGCGGGAACCAUUGGCCACGCAAGUGAACGAGCGCUUCGAAGGUUUCCGCAGGCCUGGUGUCCAAGCUUCCCGAGUGUGGAUUGGGGGAUUAGGGACGUGGCGCAAUGAGGAGCCGGAGUAACUCGGGGGUUCGCCUGGAUGGCUAUGCUCGGCUGGUGCAUCAGACCAUCCUGUGCCAUCAGAAUCCAGUAACAGGAUUGCUUCCAGCCAGUUAUGAUCAGAAGGAUGCCUGGGUCCGAGAUAAUGUGUAUAGCAUCCUGGCUGUGUGGGGUUUGGGCCUGGCAUAUCGGAAAAAUGCAGACCGUGAUGAGGACAAGGCAAAGGCCUAUGAACUGGAGCAGAGUGUAGUGAAGCUAAUGAGGGGACUGCUGCACUGCAUGAUCAGACAGGUGGAUAAAGUAGAGUCCUUCAAGUAUAGUCAGAGUACUAAGGAUAGCCUCCAUGCCAAGUACAACACCAAAACUUGUGCCACGGUAGUGGGUGAUGACCAGUGGGGACACCUCCAGUUGGAUGCUACUUCUGUGUACCUGCUCUUCCUAGCACAAAUGACUGCCUCAGGACUCCAUAUCAUCCACAGCCUAGAUGAAGUCAAUUUUAUACAGAACCUCGUGUUUUACAUUGAAGCUGCAUAUAAAACUGCUGACUUUGGGAUAUGGGAACGUGGAGACAAGACCAACCAAGGCAUCUCAGAAUUGAAUGCGAGUUCAGUUGGAAUGGCCAAGGCAGCCCUGGAAGCACUAGACGAAUUAGACUUGUUUGGUGUGAAAGGUGGGCCGCAGUCAGUUAUCCAUGUCCUGGCUGAUGAAGUACAACACUGCCAGUCGAUCCUGAAUUCACUACUGCCCCGGGCUUCAACAUCCAAAGAAGUUGAUGCUAGUCUGCUCUCAGUGAUCUCUUUCCCAGCCUUUGCUGUAGAAGACAGCCAUUUGGUGGAGCUCACCAAACAGGAAAUCAUCACCAAGCUUCAGGGUCGCUAUGGUUGCUGUCGUUUUCUACGAGAUGGAUAUAAAACUCCUAAAGAGGAUCCCAAUCGUCUGUACUAUGAACCAGCUGAGCUGAAGCUGUUUGAAAACAUUGAGUGCGAAUGGCCAUUGUUCUGGACAUACUUUAUUCUUGAUGGGGUCUUCAGUGGAAACAUAGAACAGGUUCAAGAAUAUAGAGAGGCCCUUGAUGCAGUCCUCAUCAAGGGCAAAAAUGGAAUCCCACUUCUUCCAGAGCUGUACAGUGUGCCUCCUGACAGGGUUGAUGAAGAGUAUCAAAAUCCUCACACUGUGGAUCGAGUCCCUAUGGGAAAAUUGCCUCACAUGUGGGGUCAGUCUCUAUACAUUUUAGGAAGCUUGAUGGCAGAGGGAUUUUUAGCUCCUGGAGAAAUUGAUCCCCUGAAUCGUAGGUUUUCUACUGUGCCAAAGCCAGAUGUCGUGGUUCAAGUCUCCAUUCUAGCUGAAACAGAAGAAAUCAAGGCCAUUUUGAAGGACAAAGGAAUUGAUGUGGAGACCAUUGCUGAAGUGUACCCCAUCAGAGUACAGCCAGCUCGUAUUCUCAGCCACAUUUAUUCCAGUCUAGGAUGCAACAGUAGAAUGAAACUCAGUGGACGACCCUACAGGCUCAUGGGUGUGCUUGGAACGUCAAAACUCUAUGACAUUCGCAAAACGAUCUUUACUUUCACUCCACAGUUUAUAGACCAGCAACAGUUCUACCUGGCUCUGGACAACAAGAUGAUAGUAGAAAUGCUUAGAACAGAUCUCUCCUACCUCUGUAGCCGUUGGAGGAUGACAGGCCAACCCACUAUCACUUUCCCGAUCUCACACACCAUGCUCGAUGAAGAUGGAACCAGCUUGAAUUCAAGUAUCCUGGCAGCACUCCGAAAAAUGCAGGAUGGCUAUUUUGGUGGGGCGAGGAUCCAGACAGGUAAAUUGUCAGAGUUUUUGACAACAUCUUGCUGCACACACUUAAGCUUCAUGGACCCCGGGCCUGAGGGAAAGCUGUACAGUGAAGAUUAUGAUGAAGACUAUGAUGAGCUGGAAUCUGGCAACUGGAUGGAUAGCUAUGAUUCAACAAGUAAUGCUCGCUGUGGUGACGAAGUUGCUCGCUAUUUAGACCACCUUUUGGCACGCACUGUUCCCCAUCCUAAACUAGCUCCUACCUCACAGAAGGGAGGGCUAAGUCGGUUCCGAGCUGCUGUGCAAACAACUUGCGACUUAAUGUCCUUGGUGACCAAGGCCAAGGAGCUGCAUGUACAGAAUGUUCACAUGUACCUCCCUACGAAGUUAUUUCAGCCUUCUCGCCCUUCACUCAAUUUACUUGACUCACCUCAGUCUUCACAAGAUAACCAGGUUCCUUCUGUUCGCGUAGAAGUACAUGUUCCUAGAGAUCAGUCUGGGGAAGUGGACUUCCAGUCACUGGUUUCACAGUUGAAGGAAACCUCAAGCUUACAAGAGCAAGCUGAUAUACUCUACAUGCUGUAUUCAAUGAAAGGACCUGACUGGGACACUGAAUUGUAUGAAGACGGGGGCGCUACUGUCAGGGAGCUUCUUAGUGAACUCUACAGCAAAGCCGGUGAACUUCGGCACUGGGGUCUGAUCCGAUCCAUCUCUGGGAUCUUACGGAAGAAAGUGGAAGCACUUGAUGAGGCCUGCACAGACCUUCUCUCCUACCAGAAACACCUCACCGUAGGACUUCCUCCAGAACCUCGAGAGAAGACCAUCUCCGCACCUCUACCAUAUGAGGCACUCACUAAGCUGAUAGAUGAAGCCAGUGAAGGAGACAUGAGCAUUUCAAUCCUUACACAGGAAAUAAUGGUGUAUCUUGCUAUGUACAUGCGAACUCAGCCUGGCCUCUUUGCUGAGAUGUUCCGACUUCGAAUUGGGCUGAUCAUACAAGUUAUGGCAACAGAACUGGCCCAGUCUCUUCGAUGCUCAGCUGAAGAAGCCACAGAGGGCCUGAUGAAUCUGAGUCCUUCAGCCAUGAAGAACCUCCUGCAUCACAUUCUCAGUGGCAAAGAGUUCGGAGUGGAACGGAGCGUUCGGCCCACUGAUUCACAUGUGAGUCCUGCUAUUUCCAUCCAUGAGGUUGGUGCUGUUGGAGCAACGAAAACAGAACGAACUGGAAUCAUGCAGUUAAAAAGUGAGAUAAAGCAGGUGGAAUUCCGUAGACUGUCUGUCUCUACUGAGAGUCAGACUAAUGGUGGUCACCCCUCAGGUAUAGAUUUGAUGUCACCGUCCUUUCUGUCCCCUGCAGCCUGCAUUACUGCAAGUAGUGGGUCCUUUCCUAGUGUGUGUGGUCAGCAGACAUCUAAAGACAGUCGUCAAGGUCAGUGGCAACGGCGGAGACGACUAGAUGGAGCACUAAAUAGAGUACCGAUCGGAUUUUAUCAAAAAGUCUGGAAAAUUUUGCAGAAAUGUCAUGGACUUUCUGUGGAAGGUUUUGUUCUUCCUUCUUCAACCACGAGGGAGAUGACCCCAGGCGAGAUUAAAUUCUCUGUCCAUGUGGAGUCUGUCCUGAAUCGUGUACCCCAGCCAGAGUACCGCCAACUUCUGGUUGAGGCCAUCCUUGUCCUUACCAUGCUGGCAGAUAUUGAAAUUCAUAGCAUUGGAAGCAUCAUCGCUGUGGAAAAAAUAGUACAUAUUGCCAAUGACUUGUUCCUUCAAGAACAGAAAACCCUCGGCGCAGAUGAUGUCAUGUUGGCAAAAGAUCCUGCAUCUGGCAUCUGUACUCUUCUCUACGACAGCGCACCCAGUGGCAGAUUUGGCACCAUGACCUACCUCUCCAAGGCAGCUGCCACCUACGUGCAGGAGUUUCUGCCACACAGCCUCUGUGCCAUGCAGUGAGGGCAGUGGCUUCUGGCUGCUGGGAUCCUUUCGCCAUCUGGUCCCUGGCUUGGUUGAUUGUGCAUGGAACUGAAAUGUUAACACCUGACCACUCCCCAUGCCCUUUUCCUGCCCAUCCCUCCCAAGAAGAGAGAACUUGGCUGAUAUCUCACCACUUUUGAAGAAAAGAACCCUGACUUGGAGACUCACUUCCGGUGUGAAGGUUCACCCGGCGGACAAUCACUGUCCCUACUUCUUUCAUGGUUCAUAUAAGUCUGCAUGUGGUUUUACUCUGUAGGAGCUGUUAGCAGCUUGGUUUUCUAACUCCUGUGGGGAGCAGCAUUACUAAGUUAUUCUGGAGCUCUGUUUUCUUCUCCCUUCUUUCUUUCUUUUUCUUUCUUUGUGUGUGUGUGUGAGUGGUGGGUCUUGAUUGGGCCAUUAUUUCAAGAGAGUAGAUGCUAAGUUUCUGGAUUUUAUGCUUUUGUAAAUUGGAAAUGUCUACUUUAAGUGCCUUUACAGAAAGGCCAGCACCAGAUCAUGGCUUCCUUCUUCACUCAAAGGUUGCUUUGUUCUGAGUGGUGAAAUAGUUUCUUUGUAGAAGUAUUGCCUUUUGCUGUUCUUUCUGUAUCUGCCCAUGGUGCCUACUCUGUGGUGAAAUAUUAAAAAAUAUAAGCUCACAGGUAAGUUUAAGGAUUUCUGUGUUAACACUUGAAAUCAUAUCUUAUGAGGACGGAUGCUACCAGGCACAUAAUUUGAGAACACAUAGACUAACCCAGAGAAAUGGAGGCAGGAGCCCAAUUCCCGAGAGGAAGGGAAAGGAGAGAUGUCAUUAUGUAGGUGGUGCUUCACACAUGGGGAGGUAAGAGACCACCAGAGGUCGGCUGCUUGCAGACAGCCUUGGACAUGAAAUCCUUGCCUGUCCUGAGCAAAGAGAAGUCCAACAGUCUGCUCUGUGGCUGCUCUACUGAGCAUCCCCUUCCUGUACUUCUGUUCUCCAUCUCACCUAGUUACCCCCCAACACACCCAAGCACCCCUUCUCAGCUCCCUCCUCUCUUCUUCCCACAUCUAGUCUUCAAUUUUUGUUUGCUUUUACUUCUCAAUUCUGGUACUUACAUCCUCUAAUCUUGGUGUCUGUGGCCAAACAUCUAUUACUAUACAUAUCUGUGUGUGUUUGUAAUGGUUAAAUAAUUGUAAGUGUUUUGGAUGUAUGUGUCUGUCUCUAUAUUGAAUGGAUUGAAUAAACAUGUAGAUAAUAUUGCAAA